Cynara cardunculus var. scolymus (artichoke) is the source of this 795-nucleotide messenger RNA. RefSeq names its product protein AE7-like 1. The record is from RefSeq and is a predicted model, not a curated record. The transcript is spliced from 5 exons. The coding region runs from base 159 to 632 and encodes 157 amino acids. NCBI's taxonomy places the organism in Eukaryota, Viridiplantae, Streptophyta, Magnoliopsida, Asterales, Asteraceae. Gene Ontology annotation, biological process: iron-sulfur cluster assembly.
CCCUUUUUAGAAAACAAUUGCAAUCUGUGGGCACGAGUACCCAGUUUCUGGAAGGGCACAAUCGGAACUCAAAAUCAAACCACCAGCCAGUCUCCUUACUUCUGCCCAGACACAUACAUAAUAAACAACCAAAUUCUCAUCACCUAAAUCACUCAACAAUGACGCUUGGAUUGAUAAACGCAAAUCCGGUUGUACGUGAAAAGAAAGAAAGAAUCAGUCGAUCAGAUGUGCAUCUUCACUGUGACCUCCAUGACGCCGUUGAUCCUCUCGAGAUUUAUGAUUUUGUGAGGGAUAUAAGAGAUCCGGAGCAUCCUUAUUCGUUGGAACAGCUAAGUGUUCUCUCCGAGGAGUCUAUCACCGUCGAUGAGAAGCUCGGCCGGAUACUGAUAACUUUCACCCCAACCAUUCAGCACUGCAGUAUGGCAACUGUAAUUGGUCUAUGCCUCAGAGUUAAGCUGAAAGAUUGCUUCCCUCCACAUUUCAAGGUAGACAUCAAAGUAGCUCCUGGAUCCCAUGCAGAUGAAGAAGCAGUGAACAAACAAUUGAAUGACAAGGAAAGAGUUGUGGCGGCUAUGGAGAAUCCUAACCUUCGACAACUUGUUGACGAGUGCCUUCACUCGAGCGAGCUCUAAUCACUGCCCACUCGAUUAAUGUAUAGUAAGCUUACUCUGGUCCAUGUCGUUUGCAGUGUCUGCUUUUGGUAAUUUGUAUAACGAAAGUAACACUCAAUUUCAUUAUCGAUCAAAAUCCUAUAACGUUCUAUCUGGUAUUGAAUAGAAAUGGUGUUUUACAUUA